GCAGCGGCUUGUUGUGCGCUCGUGCUAGUGCUGCUUCGUAACGUAUGAGAGACGCACUUUCUUGAAUGAAACUCGGUCAUUUUGAAAACAUUCUCAUGCUACACACAUAGACUCUGCACCGAUGUUUUCAUUGUUUUCAUAAAAAGACAGAGUAAAGUAAACUCUGCGGAAAUUUUGAGUCAGCUGGCUGCUCCGCGGAGAUUAAAAGUACGCUAAAAGCUAAAAGGCUGAAGUGGCACCAUGGCGGAUGUUACUGCCCGUAGUCUGCAGUAUGAGUACAAAGCGAACUCAAACUUGGUGUUACAAGCUGAUCGCUCUCUGAUCGACCGCACACGGAGAGAUGAACCCACUGGAGAGGUCCUGUCCCUGGUGGGAAAGCUGGAGGGGACCAAGAUGGGAGACAAGGCUCAGAGGACCAAACCUCAGAAACUGGAGGAGAGACGAGACAAGAGGCGAAAGAGAGAUGAGGACAGGCAUGAUAUCAACAAAAUGAAGGGCUUUACCCUACUGUCCGAGGGUAUCGAUGAAAUGGUUGGCAUCGUGUACAAGCCUAAAACCAAAGAAACCAGGGAGACCUAUGAGGUGCUGCUCAGCUUCAUUCACGCUGCUCUGGGAGAUCAGCCACGUGAUAUCCUGUGUGGAGCAGCUGAUGAAGUCCUGGCAGUGUUAAAGAAUGAUAAAAUGAGGGAUAAGGAAAGGCGGCGUGAAGUAGAGCAGCUUCUUGGACCGGCUGAUGACACACGCUACCACGUGUUGGUAAAUCUUGGCAAGAAGAUCACAGACUAUGGUGGAGACAAAGACUUACAGAAUAUGGACGACAACAUUGAUGAAACGUACGGUGUGAAUGUCCAGUUUGAAUCUGAUGAGGAGGAAGGAGAUGAAGACCAGUUUGGAGAGGUCCGAGAUGAACACUCAGAUGAAGACAGCGAAGGAGAAGAGGCUGAUGUGGGCUGCACUCUUUCAGCAAACCUUGGUGUAACAGGGGAUGUUAUGACAGUGAAGAAGAAAGAUCUACAUCCCAGAGACAUUGAUGCUUUCUGGCUUCAGCGUCAGCUCAGUCGUUUCUAUGAUGACGCCAUCGUCUCACAAAAGAAAGCUGACGAGGUCUUAGAAAUUCUAAAGACGGCCAGUGAUGACAGAGAAUGUGAGAACCAGCUUGUGUUGCUGCUCGGCUUCAACACCUUCGACUUCAUCAAAAUUCUUCGUCAGCACCGCCGCAUGAUUCAGUAUUGCACCAUGCUGGCAAGCGCUCAAAGUGAGGCAGAAAAGGAGCGAAUCAUUGGAAAGAUGGAGUCAGAUCAGGAACUAUCUAAGAUUCUAUACCAGCUGCAGGAGACAGAGAAGGAGGAUAUUAUUCGGGAGGAGCGAUCUCGAAGGGAACGGGUGAGAAAGUCUCGGGUUGAUGACUUGGAAGCGAUGGACAUUGACCAUGGAGAGUCGAUGGCCCCUCGGCAGCUGCUUGACCUUGAGGACCUGGCCUUCACACAGGGAAGUCACUUCAUGGCGAACAAGCGUUGCCAGCUGCCAGACGGCUCAUUUCGCAAACAGCGCAAAGGUUAUGAGGAAGUCCAUGUGCCUGCACUCAAACCAAAGCCCUUUGCAGAUGAUGAGGUGUUGGUUUCCAUUGACAAGUUGCCCAAGUAUGCACAGGCUGGCUUUGAGGGCUUCAAAACCCUGAACCGCAUCCAGAGCAGGCUGUUCAAAACCACCAUGGAGACAGAUGAGAACUUGCUCGUGUGUGCUCCUACUGGAGCUGGUAAGACCAAUGUUGCUCUGAUGGCAAUGCUGAGAGAAAUCGGAAAGCACAUAAACAUGGAUGGUACCAUCAAUGUGGACGAUUUCAAAAUCAUCUACAUCGCUCCUAUGCGCUCACUGGUGCAGGAGAUGGUGGGAAGCUUUGGCAAGCGCUUGGCAAGUUAUGGCAUCACAGUGUCAGAGCUAACAGGAGACCAUCAACUUUGCAAAGAGGAGAUCAAUGCCACUCAAAUCAUCGUCUGCACCCCUGAGAAAUGGGACAUUAUCACCCGUAAAGGUGGAGAGCGAACCUACACCCAGCUAGUGCGACUCAUUAUCAUUGAUGAAAUCCACCUUCUGCACGAUGACCGUGGACCCGUGCUGGAAUCUCUGGUGGCGAGGACCAUCCGUAACGUGGAGCUGACCCAGGAGGACGUGCGUCUGCUGGGCCUCAGUGCCACACUGCCCAACUACGAGGAUGUGGCAACCUGUCUGCGUGUAGAUCCUGCAAAGGGACUCUUCUACUUCGAUAACAGCUUCCGCCCUGUGCCACUGGAGCAGACUUAUGUCGGCAUCACCGAGAAGAAGGCCAUUAAACGUUUCCAGAUCAUGAAUGAGAUUGUCUAUGAAAAAAUCAUGGAGCAUGCUGGAAAGAACCAGGUUCUGGUGUUUGUUCACUCCAGGAAGGAGACAGGAAAGACUGCCAGGGCCAUCAGAGACAUGUGUUUGGAGAAGGACACACUGGGACUGUUUCUCAGAGAGGGCUCAGCCUCCACUGAAGUGUUGAGAACUGAGGCAGAGCAGUGCAAGAACCUGGAGCUCAAGGACUUGCUGCCUUACGGUUUUGCAAUUCACCAUGCUGGUAUGACCAGAGUGGACCGUACACUGGUGGAGGAUCUGUUCGCGGAUCGGCACAUCCAGGUCCUGGUGUCCACUGCCACUCUGGCCUGGGGUGUGAAUCUACCUGCACACACUGUGAUCAUCAAAGGGACUCAGGUGUACAGCCCAGAGAAAGGCCGGUGGACUGAACUAGGAGCCUUGGACAUUUUACAGAUGCUUGGUCGAGCCGGUCGUCCACAGUACGAUACCAAAGGAGAGGGAAUCCUAAUUACGUCACACGGAGAGCUACAGUACUAUCUGUCUCUGCUUAACCAGCAGCUGCCCAUUGAGAGCCAGAUGGUGGGCAAGCUGCCCGACAUGCUCAACGCAGAGAUUGUACUGGGCAACGUGCAGACUGUAAAGGAUGCCGUGAACUGGCUUGGCUACACAUACCUGUAUGUGCGCAUGCUCAGAAACCCCACCCUGUACGGUGUCUCCCACGAUGACCGGAGUUCAGACCCCCUGCUAGAGAGACGCAGGACAGACCUGGUGCACACAGCAGCCAGCGUCCUCGACAAGAACAGCCUCGUAAAAUAUGACAAGAGGACCGGAAGCUUCCAGGUUACAGACCUGGGCCGCAUUGCCAGUCACUUCUACAUCACCCACGACUCCAUUCAAACUUACAACCAGCUGCUUAAGCCCACUCUCAGUGAGAUCGAGCUCUUCAGAGUCUUCUCGCUGUCCUCAGAGUUCAGGAACAUCACUGUGAGAGAGGAGGAAAAGCUGGAGCUGCAGAAGCUGCUGGAAAGAGUUCCCAUACCUGUGAAGGAAAGCAUUGAGGAGCCCAGCGCUAAGAUCAAUGUGCUGCUCCAGGCGUACAUCUCCCAACUCAAACUGGAGGGCUUUGCCCUGAUGGCUGACAUGGUGUAUGUCACACAGAGUGCUGGCAGGUUGAUGCGGGCUAUAUUUGAGAUUGUGCUCAACAGAGGCUGGGCACAGCUGACAGACAAGACCAUGAAUCUUUGCAAGAUGAUUGACAAGAGAAUGUGGCAGUCCAUGUCCCCCCUGCGUCAAUUCAAGAAGCUUCCAGAGGAGGUGAUAAAGAAGAUCGAGAAGAAAAACUUUCCCUUCGAGCGUCUCUAUGAUCUCAACCACAAUGAGAUCGGCGAGCUGAUCAGAAUGCCUAAGAUGGGAAAGACCAUCCACAAAUAUGUCCACCAGUUCCCCAAACUGGACCUGGCUGUCCAUCUGCAGCCGAUCACCCGCUCCACACUGAAGGUGGAGCUCACCAUAACCCCUGACUUCCAAUGGGACGAUAAGAUUCAUGGAUCCUCCGAGGCUUUCUGGAUCCUGGUCGAGGAUGUGGACAGUGAGGUCAUCCUGCAUCAUGAGUACUUCCUGCUCAAAGCAAAGUACGCCCAGGACGAACACCUGGUGACUUUCUUUGUUCCUGUGUUCGAGCCUCUGCCACCGCAGUACUUCAUCCGUGUCGUAUCAGACCGAUGGCUCUCCUGUGAGACUCAGCUCCCGGUGUCCUUCCGUCACUUGAUCCUACCUGAGAAAUACCCCCCACCUACAGAGCUGCUGGACCUGCAGCCACUGCCCGUCACUGCUCUCAGGAACUCUGCCUUCGAGGCGCUCUACCAGAACAAGUUCCCCUUCUUCAACCCCAUUCAGACACAAGUGUUUAAUGCUGUGUACAACAGUGAUGACAAUGUGUUUGUGGGAGCUCCCACCGGCAGUGGAAAGACCAUUUGUGCAGAGUUUGCGAUUCUUAGGAUGUUGCUGCACAACGCAGAGGGUCGCUGUGUCUACAUCACCCCAAUGGAAGCACUGGCUGAACAGGUGUUUAUUGACUGGCACCAGAAGUUCCAGGACAUCCUGAACAAAAAGGUGGUUCUGCUGACAGGAGAAACCAGCACAGAUCUGAAGCUCUUAGGAAAAGGCGACAUUAUUGUCAGUACCCCCGACAAAUGGGACAUCCUGUCGCGUCGAUGGAAACAGAGGAAGAACGUGCAGAACGUCAGCCUGUUCAUCGUGGAUGAGGCACACCUCAUUGGAGGGGAAAAUGGACCCGUGUUGGAGGUCAUCUGCUCCAGAAUGAGGUACAUCUCCUCCCAGAUUGAGCGCCCUAUCCGUAUUGUGGCCCUCAGCUCAUCCCUGUCCAACGCCAAAGAUGUAGCUCACUGGCUGGGCUGCAGCACCACGGCAACGUUUAACUUCCACCCCAAUGUCAGACCUGUUCCUCUGGAGCUCCACAUCCAGGGCUUCAAUGUGAGUCACACUCAGACCCGUCUGCUGUCCAUGGCUAAGCCGGUCUAUCAUGCCAUCAUGAAGCACUCUCCAUCGAAGCCAGCCGUGGUGUUCGUCCCCUCGCGCAGACAGACUCGCCUCACAGCCAUCGAUAUCCUCACCUUCUGUGCCGCUGAUGUAGUUCCUCAGAGGUUCCUGCAUUGCACCGAGAAAGACCUCGCUCCUUUCCUGGAUAAGAUAAAUGAUUCAACUCUGAAAGAAACUCUGGCCAAUGGUGUAGGCUACCUGCACGAGGGUCUGUCAGCAACCGAGCGCAAAAUAGUGGAGCAGCUCUUCAACUCAGGAGCUGUUCAGGUGGUGGUAUCAUCUCGGUCACUCUGCUGGGGCAUUAACAUCUCUGCUCAUCUCGUCGUUGUCAUGGACACACAGUACUACAACGGCAAAAUCCAUGCAUAUGUGGACUAUCCCAUUUAUGAUGUCCUCCAGAUGGUUGGCAAAGCCAACAGACCCAUGCUGGAUGAUGAAGGCCGCUGUGUCAUCAUGUGUCAGGGCUCCAAGAAGGACUUUUUCAAGAAGUUCCUGUACGAGCCGCUGCCAGUGGAGUCUCACUUAGAUCACUGCCUCCACGACCACUUCAACGCCGAGAUUGUCACAAAGACUGUGGAGAACAAGCAGGAUGCUGUGGACUACCUGACAUGGACGUUCCUCUACCGCCGUAUGACCCAGAACCCCAACUACUACAACCUGCAAGGCAUGUCCCAUCGUCACCUGUCAGACCACCUGUCUGAACUUGUGGAGCAAACGCUGUCUGACCUGGAGCAGUCAAAGUGCAUCAGCAUAGAGGACGAGAUGGACGUAGCUCCGCUCAACUUGGGCAUGAUCGCUGCCUACUAUUACAUCAACUACACCACCAUCGAGUUGUUCAGCAUGUCCCUGAAUGCAAAGACGAAGAUCCGCGGGCUGAUUGAGAUCAUAUCCAAUGCCGCAGAGUACAAGAACAUUCCCAUCAGACAUCACGAGGAUGCACUUCUCCGACAGCUGGCACAGAAGGUUCCUCAUAAACUUAACAACCCCAAGUUUAAUGACCCUCAUGUGAAGACGAACCUGCUGCUGCAGGCUCACCUCUCCAGGAUGCAGCUGAGUGCUGAGCUGCAGUCAGACACUGAAGAGAUCCUGAGCAAGGCUGUUCGUUUGAUCCAGGCCUGUGUUGACGUGUUGUCCAGUAAUGGCUGGCUGAGUCCUGCUCUGGCAGCUAUGGAGCUGGCUCAGAUGGUCACCCAGGCCAUGUGGUCCAAGGACUCCUACCUCAAACAGCUGCCAUUCUUCACCUCAGAGCACAUCAAACGCUGCACAGACAAGGGUGUGGAGAGCAUCUUUGACAUCAUGGAGAUGGAGGACGAGGACAGAACAGCUUUGCUGCAGCUCUCAGACGCUCAGAUGGCGGAUGUGGCUCGCUUCUGUAACCGCUACCCCAACAUUGAGCUGUCAUACGAAGUGGCAGAAAAGGACAGCAUCAAGAGUGGCAGUCCAGUUCUGGUGCAGGUUCAGCUGGAGAGAGAGGAAGAGGUCACUGGACCUGUCAUCGCACCUCUUUUCCCUCAGAAACGUGAGGAGGGCUGGUGGGUGGUGAUCGGAGACCCUAAAUCAAAUAGUCUCAUCUCUAUCAAGAGGCUGACUCUGCAGCAGAAAGCAAAGGUGAAGCUAGACUUUGUUGCUCCGGCGAUGGGCGUUCAUAACUACACCCUGUACUUCAUGAGUGAUGCAUACAUGGGCUGUGAUCAGGAGUACAAGUUCAGCGUGGACGUGAAGGAGGCUGACAGCGAUGGAGACAGUGACUCAGACUGAGCAGUAACAUCAGUUUUGUCGACUCUAAAGGCCAUUUGUUUUACAUGGAGAGGGAUCUGUAUGUUAUUUUUUACUGUAGAUAUUCAUCCUGAUUCAUGUCUGUGAGCUUGUCAUUACCAUUUCUGCCCUUUUUGUUUUACUCAGUACCGUUUUGUCACAAAUCAAAUAACAUUAAGGAUAAACACCAGUCCACAGUAACAGUGUACAGGAUCUGUUCAUACAAUCAGACUGAAUCCCUUAUCCCAGUUCUGAGUGUAGUAAGUAGUGGAACUUCGUGUUUACCAAUCAUUACACAGAAAAUGGAUAAGCCAUUUUAGAUUGCUCUUAUUCUAGAUUGGGUCUUUAAUAAGAAAUCCAACCAGUCAUGAUUCUUCAACUGGUUUGUUUUGAAAUGUAAUUCCUGGACUGGUCGAUAUGUUUUUAGUAUGAUGUGCUGUCUUGGAUAUUUUUUGCAAUAAAAAGAAGCCACAUUA
Messenger RNA from Cheilinus undulatus (humphead wrasse), 7124 nucleotides. RefSeq names its product small nuclear ribonucleoprotein 200 (U5) (gene snrnp200). The coding region runs from base 241 to 6651 and encodes 2136 amino acids. Gene Ontology annotation, cellular component: nucleus. NCBI's taxonomy places the organism in Eukaryota, Metazoa, Chordata, Actinopteri, Labriformes, Labridae. Gene Ontology annotation, molecular function: ATP binding; nucleic acid binding; ATP hydrolysis activity. The transcript has 44 exons. The record is from RefSeq and is a predicted model, not a curated record.